Messenger RNA from Ostrea edulis (European flat oyster), 1775 nucleotides. RefSeq lists its product as uncharacterized. The transcript is spliced from 4 exons. NCBI's taxonomy places the organism in Eukaryota, Metazoa, Mollusca, Bivalvia, Ostreida, Ostreidae. The coding region runs from base 80 to 904 and encodes 274 amino acids. The record is from RefSeq and is a predicted model, not a curated record.
AUAUGUGAUGCACAGCGUACUAGCGUACAUAAGUAGAUAACGAACACAGAGGUCGGAAAUACGAUUUUCGUUUCCUGAAAUGGUGAUAAAAACAUUUCCCAGGAAUGUGUGUGUCCUAGUUGUGAAGACGAGAUUAUUCGAUAAGCACCAGUUGUACGAUAUGCGACGGCGGAAGAAAAGUGUUACGAUCAAUUUCUUCAGUAACAUGUCCGAGAUAUCCGAAGAAACGGAAGAGUUGUUGCUGGCAGAAGAAAGACUCUCGGCGAGAUCGUCAACAUCAAACUGUAGCAAAGAGGCAGAAAAGGAUACCCAGAAGUCAGAGGAGAGCAAGCCUGAGUCUGACACGGCUGAGUCCGAGCUGUCGGACGAUGACAGUGUCUCCUCAACAGGAACCGGAAAAAGAAAAUACACCGAAAAAGAUGUCAUCGAGGAGUCUUCUGCUAACCCUCUUAUUGAUAAACCGGAAGAAAUCAAUGACCCACUGGUAGGAAUGGAAAUGGAUCAAUUUAACAAUUUUCCCUCCGACCCAUGUCCUGCCCCGUGUGACGGAAGCUCUAGCACGAAUCAAUAUGAAAUUCUAAUCAACUGUACGGUAGCAUCAGACCAGCUAGGUUUGUCUGGGAGGUACUUCAUGGAGGUCCAUCCUCUCUCCCUGGAUCUUGUGGAAUGUGAUACAAUGAAGAAAGUCCACAGUUGGAAAUACGGACACAUUCAGAGAUUUGGGUACAACAAAUCAACUAAUGAUUUUCUAAUGGUUACGGGACGCCGGAGCAAAUUAGGAAACGGUGUUUUCGAUUUCCACGUAAAAGGAGACCCUCGAAAGAUAAUAGAUUCAUUACAAAACAAGCCAGGGUGUUCGCUGAGGUUGGCUGAUAGUUCCAAAAGAAUAAGUAAUAUGAUAUAAGAUGAGGGAAUAGGAAAAUAAGUUGUGAAAGUCUAGAGGUUGUGAUUGACCUUCAAUCACAAAUAUUGACCGGAGAAGUAGACUGUGCUCAUUACAACGCUGUGUUCAUCAUUGUUUAUCAUUAACAGGUGUUCAUUACACGAUAUUCUUCUCUAUUCUUUUUUAACAUUGCACGACAAUCAAUAGAAUAUGUGUUGUUUCUUUACUAUUUGAAAGUUAAUCAGAUGAACAAACACGAGACAUAGAAUUUAUCAGAAUCACAUUGAUCACGUCACGUUCACAUGUGUAAAAUGUUAACUCUUGGGAUGCUGACGUCAUUUUGUAAUAGAUGGAAUCCAAGUGUUGCGAAUACAUGGAUAGACGAGGAAGUUGAACGGUGUGCAAGUAAACAUUUCUUCUGAGUAUUAAUAAAAAAUGACCUCAUUCGUUAUGAGAUCUGACAAUUUCAUUUUAUAAUGGUUUCCAUUCAACCAAAAUACGAUUUUUACGUAAAGCAUUUACUAAACAAUCUAGCAUCAAUUAUUCCCUAACGAAAUAAUAUGCAGUGUAGUUGAGAUCUGUCUUUCAUUGUCCUUCAGUUUUAUUAACCUUUGAUUGAUUUUAAAGUAUACAUCAUUUGAAAGAAUGAGAUUGUAAGAAUUGUAUAGAUAGAUAGAUGAUAGAUAGAUACAGUACAAAUUUUGAAUAGAUUUAUUUUUAUCAGGUUAUAAUUCAUUGCUACUCUUUUGAAUAUUGUUAGGUAUUUGAGUUUCUCUGAAAAGUAUCAUAUAAAAAAAACAAUCCUCAUGUCUGUGACGUACGUUUUGUAAAUACUUUUUAAAUGGCUGUAAACAAUCGGUAUUUGACGAUUAUAAAUAAAUACACAAUUCAU